Trichomycterus rosablanca is the source of this 7992-nucleotide messenger RNA. RefSeq names its product discs, large homolog 5a (Drosophila) (gene dlg5a). Bases 458 to 6301 code for a protein of 1947 amino acids. Gene Ontology annotation, biological process: negative regulation of hippo signaling; regulation of apoptotic process. The record is from RefSeq and is a predicted model, not a curated record. Lineage: Eukaryota; Metazoa; Chordata; Actinopteri; Siluriformes; Trichomycteridae. Gene Ontology annotation, cellular component: plasma membrane. The transcript is spliced from 33 exons. Gene Ontology annotation, molecular function: protein binding.
GACAUGGCGGAGCUCACAGUUUGAGUAGGGAACGGCAGCGGAGUUUCGAUAGUUUCGGUCGCGCUAAAGUCGCCACAAAAGCAGUUAAAUGGCGAGGAAGAAAGUGUAAACGUGGAUGGAUAUGCUCCGGGUGGAAUUUGCAGGGCAGGAAUGGAAGAAGUGUGUAGAAAGUAAGUGAGCUGGGUGAAAUGUAUGUAGCAUUCGCUGUUUAGUGCAGUCAACAGCCUCAGGCAACAAAUAUGGCUUCGUGUGCCUUUUUACAUUUUCUAAUGAUAAACUGCUGGGUUAAGCCAUUCUGUACCAUGGCACAUACGCUCAAAUCGUACAAGUGACCAUAAUUAACAGAGUUCCUGCUCGGGUACCGGGGCCGCUGUUGGGUUUGAGUCGAGGUCACAGUCUCCGCCGACAUAACAAGAACGUAGCCUAGCCAGUUAGCUAGGGAACUGCGCGGAGUGCAAUGGAGCCGAAGCACAAAGAGUUGUUAGAGCAGUGCCAGCAGAAGUUAGUACAGUCCAUCACUGAUCCUCAGCGCCUCAUCGAGCUCCUGGUCAAGUCAGGCAGCCUGAGUGAGCAGGACAGACAUGAUCUGGACCAGAACUGCUCCUCCAGCUCUGAGAAAGUGGACCAUCUCCUAAAGAUGCUCAUCCAUAAAGAAAGCGAUCAUUUCCUGGCCCUGUGUGUGGCACUGGAGAAGACCUACCCUCACCUGUAUUCUGCCCUGUUCAGCAACGGUGGACAACACGCCGAUCAUUCCGGUUCCACCUACAGUGUCCUGUCGACUAUGCCAUCAGAUUCAGAGAGCAGCAGUUCCCUCAGCAGUGUUGGUACCACAGCCUCAUCACCUCCGCCAGCGCUCAACGACAACCGGCCAGGCAAUGAGAACAUAGACGCCAUCCUGUUCCAACUGAGACAGGUGACCAGGGAACGAGAUGAACUCCGCAAACGGCUUGCCCUCGCCUCUCCCGGCACCACCUUUGAUGACUGCAGGCCGAAUUCCAAAGCUAGUCAUGACUAUGAGCGGCUCAAGACCCAGUGCAUGAAGGCCAUGGCAGACUUGCAGUCUCUGCAGAACCAACACACCAAGACCCUGAAGAGGUGUGAGGAGGCCGUGAAGGAAGCCGACUUCUAUCACAUGCUACACAGUCGUCUUCUGAGUGACCAGUCUCAGCUGAAAGAGGACAUGGAGGUGAUGAGAAGAGAGAAUGCUCAGCUGGUGAGAGAACACAACCAUCUGAAACAGAGCUGUGAGGAGCUAAAGAGACUGCACUCAGAGGACCAGAAAGAGGUGGCUGACCUGAGACUACAGCAACAACAGGUUAUCAGGGAGAACGGCUCAUCAGAGGUCCUAAAACUCUAUGACACUGCAAUGGAUAAGCUGGAGGGGUUGAAGAAAGAGUAUGACAACUUGAGCAAGCGAUACAGCGAGAAGGUAGCCAGCCACAACACUGAUCUGAGUCGACUGGAGCAGGUGGAGGAAGAGAACAGGCGGCUACAGAAACAGAUGGACACUUUGAUGAAGCAGAGGGACAUGGCCAUUCACUACCAACAACAGUACUCUGCUUCUAUCCGAAGGUUUGAUUCAGUGCAGCAGGAACUGAACAAGGCCUCGGCUCAGAAUAAAGAACUGCAGAGAGAGAUGGAGAGGCUUCAGUCGGAGGUGACGCGCUACAAGAACUUCCAGCUGAAGGCGGUGAAGGAUGCGGAGAAGUACAAAGAAGAACGAGACUCUGUGUUUAACGAGUAUAGGCUCAUCAUGAGUGAAAGGGACCAGGUAAUCAAAGAAGUGGACAAGCUGCAGACCGAGCUGGAAGCGGCCGAAGCUCGCCUCAAAAACACCUCGUCGGAAAGGAUGGUGGCCAGCGAGGAGCUGGAAGCUCUCAGACAGGAGCUCAAUUCAUCACUGGUGGAUCGAGACCGAGCUAUCUGUGAGCGCAACGAGCUGCUAGAGAAAUACUGCCAUGAAGUAAAGGAUAAAGCAGAGGCCCAGAAAGAGCUGAGUCAGGCCUGUAAAGACAUUGAAAUGGUGCGUGAGGAACGAGAUGUGGCCAGAAAGGAGAGAACAGAAGCCAUCAUUCAAAGGGACCAGCUGCUGCGGGAGUAUUAUCAGGCCAGACAGAAACAAGACACAGCCACUCUGGACAUGGAGCGUGCCAACAAGGAGAUCGAUGUGUUAAGGAAGCAAUGUGAGGCCAUGUCUCAGGAACUAAAAGAGGCUGUACAGGAGGCCGAGGUAGCAAAGUGUCGCAGAGACUGGGCCUUCCAGGAACGAGACAAGAUAGUGGCGGAGAGAGAAAGCAUACGGACUCUGUGUGAUAACCUGCGCAGAGAAAGGGAUCGUGCAGUUAGUGACUUGGCUGAUGCCCUUCGCAACCUGGACGACAUGCGAAAACAAAAGAAUGAUGCAGUUAGAGAGCUAAAGGAACUCAAGGAGAAAAUAGAAAGCCAGCAGGAAAAAGAGACAGCAUUCUACCCACUGCUGGCACACAGCUCGCACGAUUCAGCCAUAGAUACAGACUCACUGGAGUGGGAGACUGAAGUGGUGGAGUUUGAGAAGGACAGAGAGGACAUGGAUUUGAAGGCACUAGGGUUUGAUAUUGCAGAAGGGGUAAAUGAUCCCUAUUUACCAGGAGAUUGUGGCAUUUUUGUGACCAGGGUGGACAAAGGAAGUAUAGCAGAUGGAAGAUUAAGAGUGAAUGACUGGCUGCUGAAGAUAAAUGACAUGGAUCUUACGAACAAAGACAGGAAACAGGUCAUCAAAGCUGUGCUUAAUGGAGGAGGCGUAAUCAAUAUGGUCGUACGCAGGAGAAAGUCUUUAGGGGGCAGGCUAGUUACUCCUGUCCACAUCAAUCUCAUUGGACACAAAGACAGUGGAAUUGGUCUAGAAGGUGGAGUCUAUGUGACGUCUAUAGCAGCAGGCAGUCCAGCCGCCAGAGAGGGGUCCCUUACCAUUGGAGAUCGUCUUAUUGCAAUAAAUGGAAUUGCUCUGGAUAACAAAUCUGUGACAGAGUGUGAGGCUCUGCUGAGGGGCUGCAGGGAUUCACUCAGUCUCUCCCUCAUGAAGUUCUUCUCACAGAGCACAUCAGGCCACAACAUUUUCGAGAAUCUGAGGGAAACCGAAAAGCCCAAUGGCAGAAUGCACAUGUCCGACCUCCACUCUCGCAACAGCAGGAACCUAAAGCACAACAGUUCCACUCAGACAGACAUUUACAGCAGCGAGAGUGGAAGCGAGAGGAGGAAGCAAAGAGCCGACUCUGAGGAAAGAAAAACCUUCUCUGGCUCCGCUCUGCACCCUAGCAGCCUGUGUGCACGCUACGGUCCCAGCGCCUUCCAGGAGAUCUGCUACAGCCAUGCGGCGUCAACGGUCCCUGACUGCGCUUCACUAGAGCCCACGUCUGACACCAAGCACAGUGGUGGCACCUGGCCCAAAAUGAUGGUGGGGGUUGCAUCGGAAAGCUCAGCUCAGCUGUCCAUCUACAAGUCACCGAAGCAGAGGAAGUCCAUUUUUGAUGUGGAAGCCUUCAAAAGGCCGGACACACCCUCUAAAAUGGAGUACCUAACCAGUCAUUCACCUCAGCCUUCCAAAACUGAAAGUAUGACCGCACCUCCGACCCCACCCACACGCAGCGACUCGUUCAAGUUCAAGCCGAAGCAUCAAGGCAGCUCGGCUUCCGACUCCACCAUCACCGACAGCCAGCAGGAGGAGUGUAACGGCAACCUGUGCUUUACAGACGCUGGGCAUGAAGGCAGGAUGCUCAGCUCGAGAAAGUCAUGUGAGGAGGACAUCGGGCGAACGCGGCCCGACGAGCCCGAGGUUAAGCGGCCGCGGCCCAAAUCGGCUCCAGCUCUCAGGCGCAGGAUGACGCCUCAACUCAACACCCUGCCGAGCUUUCAGAGCUACUCCAACGACGGCGACUGUUUAGAGCAGAGGGAAGUGUUGCGAUCCUCACCCAGUCGACCUUACAGACACAGCGUGGGGUUUGUUCCCACACACUACAACGGAACCCUGCCACCCAAUUCAGUACAUCGAGGCCUGUCCCCCUGCCCAGCAGUGACAGCUGUUAUGAGGAACCCUGUUUACACUGUCCGCAGUCAUCGGGUGCACACCAGCAACUGCCCCUCCGUUGUCAACCAAAUCUGCCAUCAGCACUCGCACACCAGUCCCCAGCAUCAAGGGCGCCUGAGUUUGGACCUUAGCCAGAAACGUUCUGCUGAGUACUCAGAGUCUUCCCGCAGUACCCGAACCUCUCAUGGCACCAACUCUUUGCCAUCCAGUGCCAGACUUGGUUCAUCUGGUAAUGUACAGUAUCGCACAGAAAGGAUAAAAAUCCCUCCCACACUACGGUACCCACGCUCCAUGCUGGGCUCUGACAGAGGCUCUCUGUCCCACUCAGAAUGUAGCAGUCCCAGUCUCAUCACACCACCCCUGUCCCCACUCAACCUGGAGACAUCAUCAUUUGCUUCCAACCAGUCCCAGAAUUCUAUCUCUACAUUACCAAGGAUCUCGGUUAGUCCUGUACCAACGGGAGAUCACAGAAAAGACAGGCCGUACCUGGAGGAGCCGAGGAAUGUCAUCAUACAAAAAGGGGCAGAACCUCUGGGCAUCUCCAUCGUGAGUGGUGAGAAUGGAGGAAUCUUUGUGUCCAAAGUCACUGGAGGCAGUAUUGCUCAUCAGGCAGGCCUGGAGUAUGGAGACCAGUUACUGGAGUAUAAUGGCAUAAACCUGCGUAAUGCAACCGAGCAGCAAGCACGUCUGGUCAUUGGCCAGCAGUGUGAUACCAUCACCAUCAUGGCACAGUACAACCCCCACAUGUACCAGCUGGGCAACCACUCCCGUUCCAGUUCUCGUUUAGAGCCAGUGAGCAGCCGCUCAACUCCUCAGGGCAGCGGAACCAACACACCAGAUAACCACUCCGCAAUCGACACGCUCAGCGAGCAGGACGAAGGCACCCUCACUCCAUCAUCCAAACAGACUACACCCACCACCAGCCCACACAGCUUCAUCAGGAUGUCGUCUAACGGCUGUAAGAAGAUCCCAGAGCCGCGGAUGGUGUGUUUGAGGAAAACCCAGGGGGAGCUGGGUGUUCAGGUCUGCGGGGGCAAUCUAAGGGGAAUCUUUGUGGAGAAGCUGGAUGAGGAUUCUCCUGCCAAGGGAUCAGAUGGCCUUAUGCCUGGAGACAUGAUCCUGGAGUAUAACUCUGUGGUUAUGAAGAGUAAGACUGCAGAAGAAGCAUACCUGGAAAUGCUUAAGCAAGCAGAAACUGUCACUCUUAAAGUCCAGCAUCGUGUGGAUGAAUUCAACCAGCUGAAGGAUACAGCUGGAGAUGGAUUCUACAUCAGAGCACUUUAUGAUCGAGUAGCUGAGAUGGAGCUGGAUCUGUCUUUUAAAAAGGAUGACAUUCUGUAUGUGGAUGACACACUACCAAAGGGCAACUUCGGAACCUGGAUGGCAUGGCAACUCGAUGAAAAUGCACAGAAGAUGCAAAGGGGGCAGAUUCCCAGUAAAUACAUGAUCGAUCAGGAGUUUUAUCGCAGACACAGUAUGACUGAAUUUAAGGAUGAGAAUGGCUCCGGUAAGACGCUUUCCGCAGCUGCACGCAGGUCGUUUUUUCGGAGGAAACAGAAGCAUAAACGCAGCAGCUCCAAAGAUGGCAAAGAUCUGCUAGCCCUGGAUGCCAUUAGCACAGACUCCAUCCCAUUUUUUGAAGACUGUGUGAGCUUGGCCUACCAGAGGGUGCAGAAAAUAGACUGCACAUCUCCUAGACCAGUUCUGCUAUUUGGACCACUGGUUGACCCUGUCAAAGACAUGCUGGUCAAAGAGUCUCCAGGGAAGUUCAGCAAAUGUGUACUUGAGGUGAUGAAAGCCUCUCAGCAAGCUAUAGAGCGAGGGGUAAAGGACUGCCUUUUCAUCGACUACAAACGCAGAAGUGGCCACUUUGAUGUGACAACUGUAGCUUCUAUCAAGGAGAUCACAGAGAAGGACUGUCACUGUUUGCUUGACAUCGCGCCUCACGCCAUCGAACGGCUUCACAGCGUUCACAUUUACCCAAUCGUCAUUUUCAUCCGCUACAAAAACGCAAAGCAAAUAAAAGAACUGAAAGAUCCAGUGUAUCUACGGGAUAAAGUUUCUCAAAAACAUUCCAAGGAGCAGUUUGAGGCUGCACAGAAAAUAGAGCAGGACUAUAGCAAAUUCUUUACAGGUAUCGUCCAGGGAGGCACGUUGCCCUACAUUUGCACUCAAAUCGUGACUAUAGUGGAUCAGGAGCAGAGCAAAGUCCUGUGGACUCCUUUGGGCUCUCCUUAGUUUGGCCGGGACGAUCCGGCCGGCUUACAGCCUCUCUUAUAGGCGUGCUUACAAACACUAUGCUUUACACUCGCACUACACAGAGGUACACUACAGAGAGCAGUGCAGUUAUCUAGUGAUCCUAUUUUUCUGUUAUUAUUCAGUUAUGUUUUAUUUUAACAUUGGUUUCAUUGUAAUGGAGCCUCUUUAUACGUACGUGUGUGUCCGCAGCCUUGAAAAUGCAGGAUUAUAGCACUGAAAUUUUCUUGUUUUCCUUUGGUCUUCCUGAUAAACAUCUAAUGAUUAGUAAUGCUGCAUCUAAGAUACUUGUUUACAGAAGAAUCAGUCCGGGAAUUGUUAUUUAAUGUCUGCUUGAAUGUGUACUCUUCCUUAAUGAAGUCAUAUCCUUUCUCCCUAUGCCCAGCCAUAAUUCAGCCCUAUGUUCCACCCAGUUUUACCAAAAUGGCAUGUGUAUGUAUGUAUCAGUCUACUAUAUCAGUUAAACAGACUAAAAGCUAGAUUAAUAGAAAGCUUGUUUUUAUAAAUGUAAUGAUCAGUUUGAGAUAUAAUGCUUAUGUUUUGGGUUGAAGUGAACAGCGAUUAAGCGUUUUACGGGCCAAAUGGAAGUGCCUUUGGAGAUCUCCUGAGCGUAUGACAAUGGUGUGUUAUGGAGGUGAAAGGCUGGUGUUUAAGACUCCUCAGUUUGUACUCCAGGGCUUGACAGACCACUGUGUUAACAUUCUCAUAGAAGAGAAUAUGUUUAAAAAGAACUGAAAGUAUAACUGUAUUCAUGCAUACAGUUCUGAAGUAGAGAGAGGCACUCACCUACCCUGUAUGUAUGCAAACUAAAUAUAUAGAGCUAUAUAUAAAAAAUAUAUAUAUAUAUAUAUAUAUAAUUAUAUAUUAAAUGUAUUUUGACUAGGCUACUGGCCUAGGGGAGUCAGGCAGGUGUCCAGUCAGGUCUUAUAAAAUAUAAGCAUGUUCAUUUAGUAUCUUUUCUUUUCUUUGUUUGUCUGUUGUUUUAUAUGUAUCCACAGAGAAACACCAUGGAAGGAAGAGCUACAGAGUCUCUUAGGAGAAAUCUGUUUAUAUGUUGGUCAUGUUUUUUUCCCAUAUAUAUUUAAUGUUUUGUUUAUUUAGCAGGUACACUUAACAUAUUUCAGUCAGACCAGUAGCCCCAUCACUUAAUGUCGUGCCAAAAUUCAUUGUCUCUUUCUUUUAUUUCUACUUUGCACUUGCAAUAUUAUGGACCCUAAACCAUAACUGUUCUUAGGCUUCCAGUAGUGAUUGAAAAUAGGUACUAUACUUAUGACUUUAGUGAUUAAUAUUCAUUUAUGUAUCACUCAUGUUCCGUACAUUUCAUUUAUUGCCUUUAUUGUUAAAUUAGAAGAACAGACCAUACGUUAUUUACACUCAUUUAAAAGGGAUGUCUUAUUGCACAUUUUUAAAAAUUAGUCCCAACAUUUACUAUUGGGCUUAAGUUAGGCAUUUUGUUUUGAGCUAUAUUUUUGUUUUUCUGAGCUAGUAGCUUAUGUUUUAAAUGAGUUGGAUUCAGCCAAAAUGGCCUUGUUCUAGACAGAAUGACUAGAUGACAGGUACUGUUAUUUGAUUUUUUUUAUUUUUUUUAUUUUCAAUAUUACAAAUAAAAGUGAUUUGUAUGAAAUGUUAAACACAUUAACAUGAAAAUAAAAGUCAUUUUCUUUAUCACACUA